GGUGUUGUUCAAACAAAUAAUAUGGUUAAUUCGUUACAAUCAUGUAAUCGAUGUAAGCAACCAGACAUAGUAAAAAUAAAACUCGAAAAACUUUGUUUUACACAACUAUUCUAUGGUUUCAUAAUUAAUAUUGUUUCCAUUACAGCUAACCGAAGAAGUGCUGUUGAACGUCUUGAAGAAACCAAAGCCAAUUACGUAAAAACCGAAAGAGUUUUAGAUUGUAAGCAAAAUUUUGAGCACAGUUCAAAUUUACGUGUCAGCAGUACAAGACCAGAUGUUCUUCUCAAAGGUCGAAUCAAAAACUGCCAAAAUAUUAUUAGAUACGUUAAUACCAUCAGCGUGACAGAUAAUGUGUCUUCUUUUACCAGUGAGCUUGUUCCAAGAUCUUCCACCAACCUUGAAUCCAGAUUUUCUCUUGAAAAAAGGUUAACUACUGCCCUUCAGGUUGAUGAACAACCUGUUAAAUACGAAAGACCAGAAACAAGUGUUGUUUUUCGUCACGAUUCUCAUCAAACGCAAUAUAAACCAACAUCACGUGAUCGGCAAACUCGAUCUCAAACAUUUAGUUGUGGUGCUACCUGUUUCAACGUAAAUGACAAUACCUCCGUUCAAGACGCUUAUACUAGUCACUACAGUGUUGAAGAUGAAAGAAACUUCAGAUAUUCACAGCGGACUGAAGAAAGGACUGAACAUUCAGAUGUCGAGCAGUAUUCACUUGAACCAUCUGAUGAUUCAGUCACUGCUGAUGAGGAUUUGGUAGAUUUUGAAGAAAAGAAACAAAGCUCAAGGACUUCAGAUUACGUAAGCAGAAGCUCAUCAUUUAAAUGUUCGAUUUCAUCUGACAGGGUGAAGAAUUUGGUGAAGAGUUUUGAAUCGAAAAUAAGCCACGUUGUCCCAUCUCCAAUAAACUUAACGACUGUGCAAGAAAAAAUAAAACCAGUCACUCGCUCAAAAUCAGAUGUUGGCUGUCGUCUUUCUAGAAAUUUCAGCGUCGCUCCUGAAGCAUCAGAUAGUGACGAAGAACUUAAUAAAUUUUUCAACACCAUGGGACUUGAUAGCAUAGUUUUUCAUAAUCUAACAGCCCCACCAAAAAGUCCAGUUCUUUUUUUCGACAGUGUAAGCUCAGUGAAUAGUGAUGAUCAUUUAUCUAGUGCAGAAAGUGAGGACUCAGCUUUAGAAGUUCAGAGAGAAGGUUUAACAAACAGUGACCUACGUAAACAUGGACCAACUGAAACAUCUAUUGUUGAAAAAAAUGCCAGAGUUGUGAAGUGGCUUUAUAACUGCAAUAAUGCUUUUAAAAAAUCUGCAAAUUAUGAUGGGUGAAGAGAAUGACCAAGUUGCUGACCAAGUUGUUGACUUGACGAUUGGGAAGAUCAUUUACAUAGCUUAUAAGAACUUUUUUACUUCUAGCUUAGUUUUUAAGGAGAUGGUUCAGCUUUUAAAUAUCUUGUUCGUGCGCAUAGUAUUAUUUUUGAAAAUCGAUUUCUUUGUUAGUGUGAA
This is a messenger RNA of Parasteatoda tepidariorum (common house spider), 1500 nucleotides long. RefSeq lists its product as uncharacterized. The record is from RefSeq and is a predicted model, not a curated record. NCBI's taxonomy places the organism in Eukaryota, Metazoa, Arthropoda, Arachnida, Araneae, Theridiidae.